Folsomia candida is the source of this 950-nucleotide messenger RNA. Its product is annotated as vegetative cell wall protein gp1. Bases 74 to 727 code for a protein of 217 amino acids. The transcript is spliced from 3 exons. Lineage: Eukaryota; Metazoa; Arthropoda; Collembola; Entomobryomorpha; Isotomidae. The record is from RefSeq and is a predicted model, not a curated record.
AAGUCGUGUUGAGGGGAUAUCAUUUCAUUGUCACGAGCCAGCAAGAUCUGUCGACACGGAUUUACAUAUCACCAUGAAGUUUGUUGGGGUACUUAUCUUUAUGGCUGUGGCAGUAAAUGCCAAGCCCAGUCAAGGGGGAUAUGGUGAUAGUGAAGCUCCAGCCCCACCCCCUGCUUCGUCAACCUCUGCUUCCUCAACCUGUCCGGUAUGUCCUCCACCACCACAGUGCCCCCCACCUCCACCAGGAUGUGGCGGACUUCCACCCCCUGCCGUCCCAGCUCCUGCACCUGAAGGUAAAUCGUCACUUGAUUUGACGACAACCCCACCAGCAGCAGGUUCAUCUUCCGCUCCAGCUGCACCUGCGCCUGCAACUACAGCGGCGGCAUCUUCGGCACCUGCGGCGCCAGCACCAGCGACAACUCUGCCCCCAGCCGCGGCAUCUUCGGCACCUGCUGCGCCUGCGCCAGCGACAACUGUCCCUCCAGCGGCUGCAUCUUCCGCUGCGCCUGCCCCAGCGACAACUCUCCCUGCAGCCUCAUCUUCCGCUGCGACAACUCUUCCCGCAGCGGCCCCAUCUUCCGCACCUGCUGCACCUGCGCCAGCAACAACUCUGCCCCCAGCGGUCGCACCGGCCGCGUCAGCAUCUUCUUCUGCUGCAGCCGCGCCCACAACAAUGCCACCCUCCCAUCCCUCGUCUGGUGGAGGUGCUGCUGCAUACGGCAAAUAAUUACCAAAUAGUCUACAUUUCAAAUAAUUCAUUAAUUUCAACACUUUUACUCUUACUUGAGCUGUCUGUAGCAAAAAACUCGUAAUUUCUUUUCGAACUACAUACUAAUCACUUCCCAUUUAUUACACUAAUACUCUGACGCUGUACGUACACCCAUUUACUUUUGCAUGUCGUGCGUGCCGGCCUAAAACAGUCAUAAAUAAAAAUACGAUUAAAAAACCAA